ACUGACGUGUCCCUGCCAAUGGCCAACACGCACGGUUGUAAAUUCAUGGAAAAUGGAGCGUGCUCUGCAUCUCUGAACACUGCACUCUCGGGUUGAAUUUCCGAACAUACCCAUGAUGUUGAGGUCAAACAGUCACAUUGCUUAUGGGUACUUAUGGCCACUUAAGUGCAGCAGAAUUGCUUUUGUGACCUUGGCCAGAUCUGUGCCUGUCUCUGAGCACUUUAGACAGUUCCUUUGACCUCAUGAUUCUCAUUUGCUCUGACAUGCACUGUGAGCUGUAAAGUCUUAUAUAGACAGGUCUGUGGCUUUCCUAAUCAAGUCCAAUCAGUCUAAUCAAACACAGCUGGACUCCAAUGAAGGUGUAGAACCAUCUCAAGGUUGAUCGGAAGAAACGGACAGCACCCGAGUUAAAUAUAUCGGGGUCACAGCAAAGGGUCUGAAUACUUAUGGCCAUGUGAUAUUUCAGUUUUUCUGUUUUAAUAAAUGUGGAAAAAUUUCAACAAUUCAGUUUUUUUCUGUCAAUAUGGGGUGCUGUGUGUGCAUUAAUGAGGAAAAAAAUGAACUGCAAUGACUUUGGCAAAUGGCUGCAAUAUAACAAAGAGUGAAACAUUUAAGGGGGUCUGAAUACUUUCUGUACCUGUAUCUUGCACCUUCUCCACUCUCCCGUUAUCUUUUUUGUAAAAACCCCAAAAGACCCAUGCUUUCUUAAUUUUUCUGCAAAACAGGAAUUUCCAACCUAGCUGUUUGCCAUCAAUCAGAAAAAUGCAUCUUUUCUCAAGUGUUUUGUGUCAUUUGGCCUCGUGUCUCUGUUUUGGUGACCCGUGCGCAGCUCACGCGGCGAGUUGGAUGGCUCCACUGCAGAGUGGCCCGCUACUGGCGGCUAGGCAAGCACUUAUUAGCCGCUCGUGGAUCGGCGCUGGCUCCGUCCAAUACGCCACAGCCUUACUCUAUGUGCUGCGCAUGCAUCCACACAGCAGAGACAAUUACUUAUUACGUUCGCUAGCCCACGAGAUAAUGGGAUAGCCCGCGGGCUAACGAGCUAAACAGCAGCUCCUUGGACCACGGCAAGGUUGUCCAAAACAUCAGCGCCUCAUUUGGAGUUGUUGUGUGUGGGUCUCCCCACGUACAGUAACGGGCACACAGGGAAAUUACCCGUUUAUUAAUCAUAAUUGCAGUGGCUGGCACCAGUGGGUCAGAUUUUUCCUCGCGUCGUUGACGCCCACUCCUAGGGAGAGUCGCAGCAGUGCUGAUUUUUUCCCCAUCUGCACUCAACUCUGACUGAUUCGCAAACUCACAAGCUUUCACAUUUUCCUGUCAAACAUUACUAAAAUAAUAACCUGAAAAAUGCACCCAUUCGCGUCUACGUGCUGAUUGACAAAAAUGUGCGGAAAAUGAUACUUUUUCGCAGUUGUUGUUCAGGCAGUGACAUCAGGCAAACUGCUUCCAUAGACUUGAAAUUGAUCAUUUGUGAUGACGAGGAACUUGGUGCUCUGCACGUCGCUGCUUUGCAACCGAUAAAAAUGCUUACUACUUUCCUAUUCGCCAUUUUAUUCAGUUUUUCUUCAAUGAUGCAUAGAUACGUAAUGUGCCUUACGUUCCAUAGAGGUAAAACGCUUCUCUGCUUAGACUGACUGUGAUGUCAUUUCAUGUGCUGGUCCCCCAUCUUCCGGUCUGCUUCCCGUCCCAGUGAGCAUGGCUCAGGGGGGCACACGGGGGCGCCGCUACCUGCGCGCCUUCGUGAGUGGCUUCUUUGUGGCCGUGCCCGUCACCGUCACCGUCCUGGAUCGCUUGGCGUAUGUGGCCAGGGUGGAGGGCUCGUCCAUGCAGCCGUUCCUGAACCCGGAAGGAGCGUCCGAGGGUGACGUGGUUCUGCUGAACCGCUGGAGUGUCAGGAAGUACCACGUCCAGAGAGGAGACAUCGUGUCUGUCAUGUCUCCCAGGAAUCCCGAGCAGAAGAUCAUCAAGCGCGUCAUCGCCCUGGAGGGAGACUUCAUCAGGACUCUGAGCUACAAGAAGCGACACGUGCGCGUCCCUGACGGUCACGUGUGGAUCGAGGGGGACCAUCACGGCCACAGUCUGGACAGCAACACCUUUGGCCCGGUGCGGCGAGGUGUCGGUGGCUCUCCUCCACGGCCGCGCGUCGCACAUCGUUUGGCCGCCGGGCCGCUGGCAGCGCAUCCGAGCCGAUCUCCCGCCGAACCGAGCGCCGCUGUUUACCGAGGACGACGACGACCGGUGAACGCGACGAGAGUGCACGUCUACUUGGAGCGCCUCCUGCUGGCGGGAGGCUGUGCGGUCACGCUGACGGCGAAGUAUUCGGCAUUUGGGAUGAACGGAAACUGUGACGAGGCGACGUGAAAACGGGAGAAGCUGCUGUUGCGUGGCCAUAUGACCUAUUUGUUGGUUUUUAACACGAUGGAAAGAAAAGAUCUGAAUCAUGUUGACUUGCAUCCAUUUUCUAUACAGCCUAACCUCACUUUUAUUGACAAUAAAUCAAGUUGAGGUGACUGA
Molecule: messenger RNA, 2511 nt
Organism: Phyllopteryx taeniolatus (common seadragon)
Lineage: Eukaryota; Metazoa; Chordata; Actinopteri; Syngnathiformes; Syngnathidae
Gene: immp2l
Product: inner mitochondrial membrane peptidase subunit 2
Exons: 5
Coding region: 1693-2358 (221 amino acids)
Biological process (GO): mitochondrial respiratory chain complex assembly
Cellular component (GO): membrane; mitochondrial inner membrane peptidase complex
Molecular function (GO): serine-type endopeptidase activity
Source: RefSeq, a predicted model, not a curated record